This is a messenger RNA of Mesorhabditis spiculigera, 522 nucleotides long. Lineage: Eukaryota; Metazoa; Nematoda; Chromadorea; Rhabditida; Rhabditidae. The record is from the annotation of a GenBank genome assembly.
AUGUUCGAAGGCUUCAUCCUGACGGUGUUCGCCUUCUGCGUCGUGUCCUACGGCGUCUACGUUUGUGGCAGCAAAAAGAAGCCGCCGCCCGCCCGCGCAACGAAUCUUUCACGCUCGGAGAUCUCGUCUAACCCGCAGCUGAAAUCACAUUCGGCCUCUGAACGCCCAGCUGGCGCCCUCUCGCUCUUCACCCGGCUUUCCCAUCCGCAUCACGACAAGCCGACGCAGUCCGAGCCUACACAAUCGCAAAGGGAGUCUCAGAAGGAGACUCAACCCUCAUCUAAAGCCGACCAGUCGAAUCGGCCCGUCGACAAGCCGAAGGGCCAUGCGAAGGAUGGCAAAGAGGAUGAUUCGGAAUCUGACCGGAUACCGUUGCUGAAGGCCGAAUACAGGAGUUCGAGUAAUCUUCUGCGAAGCCGAACCUCUGUCGACGCCACUCAAGCCAGUCAACAGGAUGGCAAGGCAUCGCACAAAUCGUAUGGAACGGAGAAAGGCAAGGACAAGAGGAUGAAGGCUCCGAAG